CGGUCCCUGAACGUCUCCUGAAGACCCUCUUUCCCCCAGAAUGGAUCCCGUGUACGAGACCCCCGAGGUCAUCUACGAUAACCAGUCGCCAGGUAUUUAUGACGUGACAUACGAGACGCCAUACGCAGAGCCUUCUGACGUGAUGGCAGAGUACGAAAACAUCGAAAGGGCCAGAGAAGCACCAGCUGCCCCUUCUCUACCUCCAUCAGCCAAGAGGAGAGGCAGUUCCUCCUCUUCCUCCUCUUCCUCCUCAUCCUCCUCAUCUUCCUCACAUUCUGGAGAUGAAAAGAAAGGGGAAGGAACAGUGAAAAGGAAGGAGGAAUCGGAGAAAGAAGAGGUGGAGGAGAGCAACAUAGAGCUGAAUUUGGAGAGGAGAUCUCCAGAAGAAGCGAAGAAGGCGAACUCAUCACGCAAAUCCUCAUCUUCCUCAUCAUCAUCUUCAUCUGCCUCUGAGAAGGAGGAACCAGAGGAGAAGCCAGAGCCUGAAAAGGAUGGACCUAAAAUACAACUUUAUGUUAAGGCUGGGAGCGAUGGGGAGAGCAUCGGAAACUGUCCCUUCUCUCAGCGCCUCUUUAUGAUCCUCUGGCUGAAAGGAGUAGUCUUCAAUGUCACCACUGUGGACCUCAAAAGGAAACCGGCCGAUCUCCACAACUUGGCUCCAGGGACGCACCCUCCUUUCCUCACCUUCCAGGGGGAGGUGCUCACCGACGUUAACAAAGUGGAGGAGUAUCUGGAGGAGAUGCUGGUUCCACCAAAGUAUCCCAAACUUGCAGCAAAGAAUCGGGAAUCAAACGCAGCGGGAAAUGAUAUAUUCGCCAAGUUCUCUGCUUACGUCAAGAACAAAAGACCGGAUAAUAAUCGAGUGUUAGAGAAAAGUCUGGAAAAAGCCCUGGCCAAGCUGGACGAGUAUCUUCUGAGUCCGACAGCUGACGAGGUUCAAAAUGGACGUCACAGCGGAGAUGGGGAAUCCAAACGCAAAUAUCUAGACGGAGACGAAUUGACGCUGGCGGACUGCAACCUGCUUCCUAAACUCCACGUCUUAAAGGUGGUGACGAAGAAAUACCGAAACUACGACAUCCCGUCUGAAUUCAAGGGGUUGUGGCGUUAUCUCGGAAACUCCUACAGCCGAGACGAGUUCACCAACACGUGCGCGGCCGAUGUGGAAAUCGAGCUGGCCUAUAAGGACGUUGCUAAGAGGUUGGGGAAGUGAAUGCAUCGCUACCAUAGAUCGCUACCCUUUUUCUCCUGUUAGAAAACCAACAAAAUCACACGGCAUACACUCUUUAAAAAGCUAUUUUUUAACACAUGUGCUGAAAUAUGUGGUCUAUUGACGAAAAAUGCAUUUAUUGGAGUUGCUGUGUAGCUUCUCAAGUCGUAGCGGUAUGCCUCUGUAAAAAUACUGCUCUUUAAACAAAUGAAAGAGGCAGAAAUGGUCAGAUUUAUCUAAACAAUUUGAUGGUCCCACGGAACAAAAUUGCUUUCUCAAUUACAUAUUUGAAAACCGUCAAACACGAAGCUCGGGUUAAUUAAACUAACUACUUAUUUAAGUUUAGUAAAAGAUAAUGUUAUAAUAGUUAUGUUUGUUACAUACAAUAGUUCAGUAAGUAUGUGCUUCGCCCUAUGUAGAUUUACACAGACUUUUAUGAAAGACUUAGUCCCAAUUUGCAGCUGGGUUAGCGUAUUAGCAAAUUAUUUAUUCUCCAUAUAAAGCGCCUUUCCAGAACCAAUAACAAAAUAGCAAGAGAAAGGCUUAUUAAAACCAGAAUCAUUUCACAUUAAGGCAUAAAGCAGUGUUUGAUUAUUCGUCCUGUCUUUUUUCUUUUGUGGAUUAUGUUGUAUUUUUAAUGUAUAGACACAAAAACUGGUGUUGGAAAAUAGUGUUGUGUUUCAGCCAAAGUAAUUUAUCUUUUACCAUUUUUAUAGAGUCUUUCCCUGGCAAUGAUUGAAGGAUUCACAUCAGAUGUUAUUGUAUUACUGAUCCCUAUCUGAAACGGUCGAAGUCCCAGUGUAAUUCAGAUCAAAACGUUACUUUUAAUUGGAUAAAUCCGCCUGUAGUGAGAAGAAAAGGCACCAAAACAAACCACAUCAACCCCAUUUUAAUCACGAGUGCCUUAGUGGGAAUCAAGCUCUCUCCUGCCUUCAGAUCUUUGUCUGUACAGUACAUUAUAUAUAUAUCUGAAUAUAAUAUGAAUGUGACUUCUCUUACCCUGAGGAGCUGUGUGAUAAUAACAUUUAAACUUCUGUAAAUGAUUGUCGCUCUACUAUAUUCCUCUUCUUUCCGAUGAUUAGAACCACGAACCCACUGUGUAUAUGUCGCUUAUUUGAAUAAUAAAUCUAUUUUCUCAGAGACUGA
Gymnodraco acuticeps is the source of this 2353-nucleotide messenger RNA. RefSeq names its product chloride intracellular channel protein 5-like. The transcript is spliced from 6 exons. Bases 41 to 1210 code for a protein of 389 amino acids. Lineage: Eukaryota; Metazoa; Chordata; Actinopteri; Perciformes; Bathydraconidae. The record is from RefSeq and is a predicted model, not a curated record.